This is a messenger RNA of Solanum verrucosum, 1710 nucleotides long. RefSeq lists its product as uncharacterized. NCBI's taxonomy places the organism in Eukaryota, Viridiplantae, Streptophyta, Magnoliopsida, Solanales, Solanaceae. The record is from RefSeq and is a predicted model, not a curated record. Bases 114 to 1526 code for a protein of 470 amino acids. The transcript has a single exon.
CAAUUUUCCCCAAUUCAGAAUCAACUUUUCUCUCCAUCUACAUCAAGAAAUUUUCAAGAUUCAUCUUUUUUGUUACUUCUUUUGUGAAAUUUUUUGAAACCCAUUUGUGAAAAAUGAGUGUUUUACAAUACCCAGAAGGGAUUAAUCCAGCAGAUGUUCAGAUAUGGAACAAUGCUGCUUUUGAUAAUGGCGAUUCUGCAGAUUUUUCUUCACUGAAACGUUCUUGGUUAACGGAUUCCUUUGAAUCUGAUGUCUCAAGCAAGGAGAAUCAGACUCCUCCUUUUGAGAAUUCUUCAUCUGUUAAUCUGUCAAUUUCGAUGCCCUUAAACCCAAAUGGGGCUCUGGAGAAUUCAAGACUCAAUCUAAACAAGUCCAUUUCUAAACAGAGUGUUGAUGAGAUGAGUAUGGCAAGUAGAAAGAGUGGAAAGGAUAGCGAUUUCCGCGAUGAAAAGAGGAUUGAUGAGGAAAUUGAAGAAAUUGAAAAGGAGAUUAGUAGAUUGAAUUCGAAAUUAGAGGUAUUGAGAAUUGAAAAGGCGGAAAAAAGUUUCAAGAUUGUUGAAAAGAGAGGGAGGGUUGUGCCAGCAAAGUUUAUGGAGCCAAAAAUGAGUGUUAAGAUUGGAGAGGAGAAGAAAAAGAUUGAUGAGAGUUCAUCAAUGAGUGCAAAAACAAAGGUGCAGACAAGAAGGGGUCUUAGUUUAGGACCAUCUGAGAUUUUCGCUGGAACGCGUAGUCGAGGGUUGAGUAUGGGGCCAUCAGAGAUUUUUGCAGGGACAAAGGCAGGGAAAUUGGGAAAGCAGGAAAUGAUUACACCUGUUCAGCCAAUACAAAACAGGCGAAAGUCUUGUUUUUGGAAGCUUCAAGAGAUCGAAGAAGAAAGGGGAAAAAGUUUAAGCCUUAGUCCCAAAUCAAGAAAAGCUGCAGCAAGAACUAUGGCUUCAAGGCAGGCAGUUACUACAAUUGCAUCAAAGAAGAAUCUGAAGAAGGAUGAUGCAUUUCUGAGUUCAGUUCAGCCAAAGAAGUUAUUCAAAGAUGGCGAAAAGUCUGUUCCUGCUAGCAAGAAGCCUCAGAGGCCAGGGAGGGUUGUGGCUAGUAGGUACAAUCAGAGCACAAAUCAGUCAUCAGUAGUGAGAAAGAGGUCUUUACCUGAGAAUGAUAAGGAUGAGACUAAGAGAAAUGAAAAGAAACGAUCUUUAUCGGUAGGGAAAACGCGUGUAUCACAAACAGAAAACAAGAAUUUGGCUACUGAAAGCAGGGUGAAAAAGAGAUGGGAAAUUCCUAGUGAGAUAGUAGUCCAUGCUAGUACAGAAAGUGAAAAAUCUCCACUGAGCAUUACUGUGAAGCCUGAUUUGCUUCCUAGAAUUAGGAUUGCUCGGUGCACCGUCAAUGAGACUCCCCGGGAUUCUGGACCUGCCAAAAGAGUGGUAGAGCUGAUAGGCAAGAAAUCAUUUUUCAGCAAUGAAGAAGAUAAGGAGCCAUCAGUCUGUCAAGUUCUCAGUUUUGCCGACGAAGAUGCUGAAGAGGAAUAAUGUGAAAUAAGGGGAGCUCACCCUUUUCAUUAUGAUCUUUAUAUUUUCAGUCCUGCCUUUUAAUUUUUGUUCAUUCUUAUCUGAGGCAUACUAGUAUUCUAGCUUGUUUGGUACAAUAUGAAUAAGGCUUUGUGUUGCAGUAUGUGGCCUAGUUACUUUUACUAAGGAAAAUGUUGGACAUUAC